Molecule: messenger RNA, 3312 nt
Organism: Neoarthrinium moseri
Lineage: Eukaryota; Fungi; Ascomycota; Sordariomycetes; Amphisphaeriales; Apiosporaceae
Exons: 2
Coding region: 1-3312 (1103 amino acids)
Biological process (GO): RNA catabolic process; maturation of 5.8S rRNA
Cellular component (GO): nucleus
Molecular function (GO): RNA binding; ATP binding; RNA helicase activity
Source: RefSeq, a predicted model, not a curated record
AUGGACGACGAUUUGUUCGACGUCUUCGACGACAAGCCCGCCAAGGGCAAGGCAGAGCCCCAAUCCUCACCUCCCGCAAGGGCUCCGAAGCCCAAGAAGAACAGAAAGAAGCGCAAGGCCGUUGAGGCGUUGGACAAUGGCACUGGCGCCGAGACCGUUCUCUCGGCACCUGAGCCCGAGGUCGACAUGGCCGAUGUAGCGCCUACCUCCCCCGAUGAGAGUGCCGACGGAGUCGACGGCGACGCUCAUACCGUCUCGGACGGGCACCAGGAUUCCAAGCGCCGGAGGACAGAAGAAGCUGCCGAGCCCGUGCUUACCGAUACCUUCGAGACGGCCGCCUCGCGUGAGGUCGCCGCUGCCGCUGGCUUCGCCAAGCAGGACGAGGAGGAGUCGCUGGUCCUGUCGCACAACAUCCAGCACCAGGUCGCCCUGCCGCCUGACCUGGACUACGAAUAUGUCCCGCUUUCGGCACACAAGCCGCCUGAGCAGCCUGCGCGUACCUACAACUUCACCCUCGAUCCCUUCCAGCGCCUGUCCAUCUCGUCCAUCGAGCGAGACGAGAGUGUUUUGGUCUCAGCCCACACCAGUGCUGGUAAAACCGUCGUCGCCGAGUACGCCAUUGCGCAGUGUCUCAAGAAGAACACCCGUGUCAUUUACACCAGUCCCAUCAAGGCUCUGAGUAACCAAAAGUACCGAGAAUUCAACGAAGCUUUUGGCGACGUCGGCCUGAUGACGGGUGAUGUCACCAUCAACCCGACCGCCAGUUGUCUCGUCAUGACCACCGAGAUUCUGCGGUCCAUGUUAUACCGCGGUUCCGAGAUCAUGCGCGAGGUGGCCUGGGUCAUCUUCGACGAGAUCCACUACAUGCGAGACAAGUCGAGAGGUGUUGUCUGGGAGGAAACCAUCAUCCUUCUACCCGACAAGGUCCGCUACGUGUUUUUGUCGGCCACUAUUCCCAAUGCCUUUCAGUUCGCCGAGUGGAUUGCCAAGAUCCACAGGCAAGCUUGUCACGUUGUCUACACCGACUUCCGUCCCACCCCCCUUCAGAACUACUUCUUCCCAUCUGGCGGAAGUGGAAUCUUUCUUGUCGUCGAUGAGAAGGGCGUAUUCCGAGAAAACAACUUCAACAAGACCAUGCAGAUGAUUGAGGAGAAGAAGGCAGCCGAUGUCAACGACGUGGACCCCAAGACCAGAGGCAAGGGUAAGCACAAGAAGCCCUUCAAGGGGAGCAAAGACGACAGCAAUGCCGACAUCCAAAAGAUCGUCAAGAUGGUCAUGUCCAGGGGGUUCAACCCCGUCAUUGUCUUCAACUUCAGCAAGAGAGAAUGUGAGAUGAUGGCCCUAUUCACCAGCAAGUUCAGCUUCAACGACGAGAAUGAGAAGGCCAUGGUUCGCAAGGUCUUCUCCAGCGCCAUAGAGUCGCUUUCAGAAGAGGACCGUGAGCUCCCCCAGAUUCAAAACAUCCUUCCUCUCUUGGAGAAGGGUAUCGGUGUCCAUCACUCUGGUCUGCUUCCCAUCCUGAAGGAGACUAUCGAAAUUUUGUUCCAAGAGGGUCUUAUCAAAGUGCUGUUUGCGACCGAGACCUUCUCCAUUGGCUUGAACAUGCCUGCAAAGACUGUCGUUUUCACACAGGUCAACAAGUGGGACGGUGUUCAACGCCGACCUUUGACGUCGUCCGAGUACAUUCAGAUGGCUGGUCGUGCAGGACGAAGAGGUCUCGAUGAACGUGGUAUUGUCAUCAUGAUGAUUGAUGACAAGCUAGAACCGGAUACUGCAAGGGAAAUUGUCAUCGGCCAGCAGGAUCGCCUCAAUUCCGCUUUCCAUCUCGGAUACAACAUGGUUCUCAACCUCCUCAGAAUUGAAGCCAUCUCUCCUGAAUUCAUGCUGGAGAGCUGCUUCUACCAGUUCCAGAACAGUGCCAGUGUUGCUGGUUUAGAGCAAGAUCUCAUGAAGCUCCAGAAGGAGCGAGACGGCAUGGCUAUUCCGGAUGAGGCUACCAUCAAGGACUACCACGGCCUUCGCCAGCAAAUCGAGGCAUAUACCAAAGAUAUGGUUCAUGUCAUCCAGCACCCGAAUUACUGCCUAGAGUAUCUGCAGCCUGGUAGACUCGUCCAGGUCCAGAACCCCAAAACUGGCCAAGAUUUUGGUUGGGGUGUAGUUGUCGACUUCACUCCGCGCAAAGCCCCCAAGUUUGGCGAGAAGGAGUUCAUUCCUCAAGAAUCAUAUCUUGUUGACGUCUUCCUUCACUUGGACCCGUCGGGCGAACAGUUCACACCGCGUGUCCCCCCUCCGGGCGAGAUGCCCAACGGUAUACGCCCUCGUGACACUGCUGAGCAAUCUCUAUUCGAAGCUGUGCCCUGCCUGCUCACCUGUGUGAAGGCAAUCAGCCAAAUCCGAGUGUUUAUGCCCAAGGAGGUCAAGAGCCUUGAAGACAUUGAGGAAGUCCGUAACACGCUCCGCAAAUCUCUGGCUGAGGUGCUCCGCCGUUUCCCCGACGGCGUACCCAUCCUAGACCCAAUCGAGAACAUGGGCAUCACCGAUGACUCGUUCAAGAAGCUUAUGCGCAAGAUUGAGGUUCUUGAGUCCCGCUUGCUUGCCAAUCCUCUGCAUGGUUCGCCCUUGCUUCCAGGCCUUUGGGAACAGUACUCGACAAAGCUUGCCCUGACCGAAAAGAUCAAGAGCACUAAGAAACAGAUCGGCAAGGCACACAGUAUUGCACAGCUAGACGAGCUCAAGUCAAGGAAGAGAGUCCUUCGUCGCCUUGGUUUCAUCAAUGAUGCUGAAGUUGUCGAGAUGAAGGCGCGUGUUGCUUGUGAGAUCUCCUCUACCGAGGGCCACGAGUUGCUAUUGUCUGAGCUCCUUUUCAACCGUUUCUUCAACGAGUUGUCCCCUGAACUGUGUGCCGCAAUUCUCAGUGUGUUCAUAUUUGAGGAGAAGGUGGAGGCUGCCACCUUGAAGGACGAGCUCCAGAAGCCGUUCUCUCAGGUCCAAGCCCAGGCUAGAAUCAUUGCCAAGGUCAGCCAGGAAAGCAAACUUGAUGUCAACGAGGAAGAGUAUGUCCAGUCUCUGAAGUGGCAGCUUAUGGAGACAGUCUAUGCUUGGGCGAAUGGAAAGCCUUUUGCUGAAGUUUGUAAGAUGACAAACGCCUACGAGGGCUCACUCAUCCGUCUGUUCCGUCGCCUUGAAGAGCUUUUGCGCCAGAUGGCGCAGGCUGGUAAGGUAAUGGGCAGCGAGGAGCUGACGACCAAGUUCGAGGAGAGUCUGGCUAAGAUCAGACGUGACAUUGUCGCUGCACAGAGUUUGUACCUCUAG